This is a messenger RNA of Cavenderia fasciculata, 603 nucleotides long. RefSeq lists its product as uncharacterized. Lineage: Eukaryota; Evosea; Eumycetozoa; Acytosteliales; Cavenderiaceae. The record is from RefSeq and is a predicted model, not a curated record. The transcript is spliced from 2 exons. Bases 1 to 603 code for a protein of 200 amino acids.
AUGUAUUGCAGUAUUAAUAAUAAUAGAUUAUUUGUAUUUGUAAUACUAUUUACAAUUGUAGUUCUUACUACUUCCACUACUACUGCCCAAUCAACAUCAUCAUCAUGGGUGACAAUUGAAACAUAUAAUGAACCACAAUGUAAUUUGGAUAGUUCAAGUAUCGGUGGAAUUGUUAUGCAAUCGGGAGACUGUGUCCAAGGACAACAAGAAUGUCAAACUACCGCCGCCAAUGUCACACAGUACACGUCUGGUGUCUGUAACACUGUCUCUCAAGUCCAUGGUUUCUACAAGACCUACACUUGCUCACCAACAAUGCCAUCAUUACCAGCCCGUUCAUUGUCCAUCUCAACCUUCAGUGCCUGUAAACUUAAUCCAAGUCUUCUCACUGGGUUCCGUUGGAUCCCAUCCUACAAGUGUAUGGCCAUUAGAAGAGAUGAGAUCUCUGGUACUGCUACUUCUGCCUCUUCCUCUGUCGGUACGUCGGCAUCGGCAUCUGCUUCGUUGGCAUCAGCCUCUUCAGGAUCAGUUUUACUUCCUUACUACAACCACGACAAAAUCAAUUAUUAUCUGUCACUUGUACUCCACCAUACCAUUCAUAAAUAA